Sceloporus undulatus (fence lizard) is the source of this 813-nucleotide messenger RNA. Its product is annotated as carboxymethylenebutenolidase homolog. NCBI's taxonomy places the organism in Eukaryota, Metazoa, Chordata, Lepidosauria, Squamata, Phrynosomatidae. The coding region runs from base 193 to 783 and encodes 196 amino acids. Gene Ontology annotation, molecular function: hydrolase activity. The transcript has 5 exons. The record is from RefSeq and is a predicted model, not a curated record.
GCCUGUUUUAUAACAAGUGAACUCUGUUCUCUGUUUCCAGGACAGCUGCAGAAAGUACAGUGAGCGCUGUUAAAGAACCUGAAGGGCAGGCAUUCAUUGACAGUUCACUUCCCUCUUGCAAUAUUUACUUUGAAACACUGCAAAAACCAACCUUUAUUUUCUCCCUAGAGAUCAGAAGAUUCUCUGUUCCAGAUGGCCAAUGAAGCAAACCCAUGCCCAUGCAACAUUGGGGAUAAGUUUGAAUAUGAAGGGCUGGGGCAUGAAGUUUCUGUUGAACACAUCAAGGCUUACCUGAACAAACCUUCUCACCAAACUGAUAAAGCUGUGAUAGUGAUUCAUGAUGUAUUUGGGUGGCAGCUGCCAAAUACCAGAUUUAUAGCUGAUAUGCUUACAUCUAACGGAUAUAUAGCAAUUUGCCCAGACUUUUAUAAAGGACAAGCACCUUGGACACCAUCUUCUGAUUGGGCUACAUUCGACGAUUGGAUAAAAACACGAGAUUCCAAACAUAUCAACAAGGAAGCAGAUGUGGUCCUGAAGUAUCUGAAGGAACAAUGUAAGGCAAAGAAGAUAGGUGUCAUUGGAUUUUGCUGGGGUGGAGCUGCUGUUCAUCACUUGAUGUUGAAAUAUUCUGAAUUGAAGGCUGGCGUAUCAAUUUACGGAGUCAUCAAGUUUACAGAGGACAAUUGUCAGCUGAAGAACCCCACAUUUUUCAUUUUUGGAGAGAAUGAUGAUGUAAUUCCUCUUGACCAAGUAAGAUGUUGUUUCAAAAUGCAGAAUCAUUAAAUUAUGCAUCAAGUAAUGUAAGAACUGCAA